Molecule: messenger RNA, 34479 nt
Organism: Coregonus sp. 'balchen'
Lineage: Eukaryota; Metazoa; Chordata; Actinopteri; Salmoniformes; Salmonidae
Source: the annotation of a GenBank genome assembly
GUAUGAUGAAUCAUCCACCCAUCCCUAUCGCGGAGCUGGCUGAACACACAGAGCUUCUCAAAGCCAACGACAACCUGAAGCUCUCCCAGGAGUAUGAGGUGAGUGUGCUGGGGUCAGGGGGUAAGGGUUAAAGCUGGGUCUCUGGUGAGGUAUAAUGGUGUAGGGGGAAGUUGCCUCUAGACGCUGAUCUUGGGUCAGUUUUGUAUUUUCCCCACUAAUGGUUAAGGUUAGGGUUCGGGGAAGGGAAGCUAAUUCUUGAUCUGUACCUAGGAGAAACUUCACCCCUGAGCGAGGUGGAAUGAGAUUACUGGGAUUCCAAGGUUUUAGUGAAUUAACUGUAUGUCGAAGGUUUUAGUGAAUUAACUGUAUGUCCAUCAGCCAUUAGUUGGCUGGUGGCAUUGUAGUGGCAUGUUAUCUAGUCAAAGUUGGCGAUAUAAUCAAAGUUGGCGUUGUAAUAUAAAUCAAAGUUCCAUCACAUCCUCUUCAACUGGGCCCAAUAUAAUGAAACAACACAUUCUAUACUUUAACGUUGGGUUUCCAGGCAACCCUUCCCCCAAUGCAAUUUCAUAAUCACACCAAAAAUCACUGAGCACUUAAUCCGUCACAAUGCGCCCAGUCCCACACCAGUCAACGGAUGGUCUGUCAGCCACCCUUAAGAUUCUAAGCUGCAGCAUGGUGGAUCCACACACACACACACAUACACUGGCAUCGGGCGAGCAUGAAGCCGAGCUGUCGAAGCCCUGAGUGCAGCCAGGGAGGUUAUAAAUGAACCUGCCGCUGAUUAGAAAUCAGGAUCGCUGAAUCAGCCCUUGUUUGCAUACAGAAAUAUCCUCCCUCAGAGCAUCAGAGCUGCACCAGGGACAGUUGUGGGUACUGUAGUACUGGGUGCCAACAGGAGAACUACAGUUAAACCAGUGGUGGAUGGUGGUGGAUGUUGGGAUAAUGACUGCUUGCGGCCAUACAGUACAUCUUCUUCUAAUCUAUUAUUUAUAAAUCUAUGUUGGACCGUGUACCAAAUCGACUUCCCUUCACACUGGCGAGGCAGAGAAGGACAAGGGUAUCGAGUCGUCGGUGAGGGUUUGGGAAAAGUGACUUGUUGACACUUCGGAACACUUUGGUACAACGCAAAGUUCUUAAUUACUUGGCUCCAAAAGGAAUGUUACUUACGGUGCACUCCUCUCUCUCUCUCCGUCUCGCUCCCCCUCUACCCUCUCCAUUCGCUCCCGCAGAAAAAUAAAUGACCAAAUUAAAUGGAGAAGUGUAAUUUUCAUUUUGUUAUUUUCUUGAUGAAUGGCUGCUCAUCUGGGCGCCUUGGCUUGCCAAGCCCGGACUCUUCGGGCUCUGAGUGAUUGGUUUUUCUAGCGGGGCGGGAUGGAGGGGGGAGGAGAGGAGGAGGGAGGGAAGGAAGCGUAGAGAGGAGAGGGGUAGGAAGGGGAGCUCGGUUAAUGAUCAGGGCUGCAGUACAGGAGCUGGAGGGAGAGGGGCGGCAUAUUUUCGGAGAAUGAACAUAGCAGGGGUAGCUGGUGGAGGUUCGGAAACAGGGAAGGGGAGGAGACUUGUUCAAAGGGUCCAUCAUCGCCUAAAGCUAUGGAAUGUACUGAGGAGGUGGAGUAACUAAUUAUUCAGGUGUCAGCACCAACAUGCCCCAUCCCAGAAAGGCCCGUCCCCUUUUGAUGGGAGCUCUCACUCAUACUCAUCGCCUUGGCAACACCUUUUUGUCAGGAUAGGGGAAGUGGAGGAGGGAGGGGAGUGUUAAAGUAGAAACCACACUCACCCUAUUAUACAAACACACACACACACACGUCUUCAAGAGAGCGCUACUACAAACAAAAUAAUCCCAGUCAGCCUCAGGGGAGACCAGACAGAGAAAAAGAGAAAGAGAAGGGCGGGAGCAGAGAGAGAGACAGAGACAGUGACAAUGUGAGCAGGUUCUCCUCGUGCCGAGCUGGCUGCCUGUUAUUUCACUGUGAUGAUUGUGGGUAAACUGUUACAUCAGGCUCCUAUUUGGACUUUAUUUAGCCCCAAUCUCUGUUCCCUGCGCCAGGCCCUAACCAAAAACAUCCUUCAAGCUAGCGCCAGGGCCCGCGAGCGAGCGCCGAAUCAUAAUGGAAUACUAAAUUACCCUGACAAGGGAAUAGAAUAUUUAUCCGGAAAUCUCGUAUUCCAAGCGCGGGCAGCAUUUGUCUUGCCAGCAGUGUCGAGGCCCAGCAACCUGGUUGAUUCCCCCUCUUUCUCCCUAAUAGAAGUGCUGCCACCUUCUCAAUAUUUGUAUUGCCAUUAUGCACUGUCAACAUUAAAGAUCUUGAUAAAGCCACCUGCGCAGGCGUUUAUAUAAUGUAAUAAUAUGCCAUUUAGCAGAUGCUUUUAUCCAAAGCGACUUACAGUCAUGCGUGCAUACAUUUUUUUGUGUAUGGGUGGUCCCGGGGAUCGAACCAACUACCUUGGCGUUACAAGCGCCGUGCUCUACCUGCUGAGCUACAGAGCUACUUAUAUUUGAAGUGGGCACCGAGCAGCUGCCAAUGAGGCUGUUGUUCCCUUGUUGAGUUUUCUCUCUUUCUCUCUCUCUCUCUGUAUUGUUGUGUUCCUUUCUGUGCCUUCCCUCUCUAUAUCUUUCUUUCGUCCUCUUUCUGAGGGUGUCAUAUUGUGUGUGUAUGUUUGUGUGUGUGUGUGUGCGUGCGUGUGUGUGCGUAUGUGUUCUAUCUUUUCCCACAGUCCAUCGAUCCGGGCCAGCAGUUCACAUGGGAACACUCCAACCUGGAGGUGAACAAGCCCAAAAACCGCUAUGCCAAUGUCAUCGCCUAUGACCACUCCCGCGUCAUCCUUGCACCCAUCGAAGGUAAGACUAGACACUUUUUGGGACUUUUUACCCCACCAAUUGCAACUUCAAUGCUCUGUGUUGGUCUAUUAUGUCCUGCAGACCAAGGUUUGAGGUAGACUGACGGCCCAAUACUCUUUUGUCUCAUCUUAUUUGAUCUUAUGAAAUGACCAUUUGUGCAUAGUUGAGAAACAAAGUAGUCUUUAGGACAUUGUCAGAUGAGCUCACGCUUCAACAGUGAAAGUCAUAGCCAGGUGAACUCUUCACCCUUCAAUCCUGCUGGGCUCUCAACCUCUCUCGACCUUUUUCUGCGACUUAUCCAUUUCGACUUGAUUUUGACAGUUUGCAAUAGGCCCAAUUUAAGAGUGCGACAGCACGCAUAACAAAAUCAUCCCUGGCAAAGCGUCCAUAAAUACAUAAAUUAAUCAAGUCUGAAAUUUCCAUUUUACAGUGCAGUGAUUUUGCCAUUAGUCACAGCAGUAGAACAAUUCAUGUAUGCAGCCAUUCGCUGUUCACUUAGCUAUGACUAACGCCAAUGCACCACAAUCACAUUGUGCGACGUGGAAUUCUUUUUAAUGACGUUUGCCUUUUCUCUUUCUCUCUCUCUCUCUGUCUCCCCCCCACGGUUGUUGCCGCGCUCUUUGUCGUAUCUCCCUACUCUUAAAUUAGCCCAGUCGAGUGUUUCAUUGUUUGUUGCUUGAGUGCGAAAACGUCAAUUAAGGAACAUGACUUUUCGAGCGCCAUUGCAGUCUGUUGAAGCGUUUUAGAGUUUAAGAGUUAUUACUAGUAUGUUAUAAGUCUGAUAAAGGAAGGCGUGUGACAUUCAAGCAUCUUUUAUUAGUUGAUAAAAGAGUAGACUCUAGUCUAGAUAAAAGUAAAUACAAUUAGUAGACUCAUUGAGGUUACAGAUUGCCUGGUUGAAGAUAGAUACAUUGGUCGGAGGAUACUACGUUGGAGACUAUAAGGAUGCUAUUCUCAGAGCUCCCAUUUAUUAUAUACGCUAUAUAUGGCUAUUUUUGACAGAGAGGAAAGAUGAGCUACAUUUGACUCUCUCACUCUCACACACCCACACACUUACACACUCCCACACACCCACACACUUACACACUCCCACACACACAAAGAUAGACCUACACUACAUUACCAAAGGUAUGUGGACACCUGCUUGUCGAACAUCUCAUUCCAAAAUCAUUAAUAUGGAGUUGGUCCCCCCUUUGCUGCUAUAACAGCCUCCACUCUUCUGGGAAGGCUUUCCACUAGAUGUUGGAACAUUGCUGCAGGGACUUGCUUCCAAUCAGCCACAAGAGCAUUAGUGAGGUCGGAAAAUGAUGUUGGGCGAUUAGGCCUGGCUCGCAGUCAGCGUUCCAUUUCAUCCCAAAGGUGUUCGAUGGGGUUGAGGUCAGGGCUCUGUGCAGGCCAGUCAGACAAACCAUUUCUGUAUGGAGCUCGCAUUGUGCAUGGGGGCAUUGUCAUGCUGAAACAGGAAAGGGCCUUCCCCAAACUGUUGCCACAAAGUUGGAAGCACAGAAUCGUCUAAAAUGUAAUUGUAUGCUGUAGCGUUAAGAUUUCACUUCACUGGAACUAAGGGGCCUAGCCCGAACCAUGAAAAACAGCCCCAGACCAUUAUUCCUCAUCCACCAAACUUUACAGUUGGCACUAUGCAUUCGGGCAGGUAGCAUUCUCCUGGCAUCCGCCAAACCCAGAUUCGUCCGUCGGACUGCCAGAUGGUGAAACAUGAUUCAUCACUCCAGAGAACGUGUUUCCACUGCUCUAGAGUCCAAUGGCACAGAGCUUUACACCACUCCUGCCGACGCUUGGCAUUGCGCAUGGUGAUCUUAGGUUUGUAUGCGGCUGCUCGGCCAUGGAAACUCAUUUCAUGAAGCUCCCGGCAAACAGUUCUUGUGCUGAGGCAGUUUGGAAUUCGGUAGUGAGUGUUGCAACCGAGGACAGACGAUUUUUACACACUACAGACUUCAGCACUCUGCGGUCCCGUUCUGUGAGCUUGUGUGGCCUACCACUUCGUGGUUGAGCCAUUGUUGCUCCUAGACAUUUCCACUUCACAAUAACAGCACUUACAGUUGACCGGGGCAACUCUAGCAGGGCAAAAUUUGUACGAACUGACACGGCGGAAAGGUGGCAUCCUAUGACUGUGCCACGUUGAAAGUCACUGAGUUCUUCAGUAAGGCCAUUCUACAGCCAAUGUUUGUCUAUGGAGAUUGCAUGGCUGUGUGCUCGAUUUCAUACACAUGUCAUCGACACACAAUCAGACACACCGCAGGGCUUAUUCUUACUCAAACACUCGCCCAGCCUGCGUACGGGAGGGCUAUUUUAGCUGAGAUUUAGUGUGGCCUGUGUGUGUGACAGGCCGUGGUGGCGGUUGUAGAGCGAUGGCGGAGAGAGGACCGCUCUGAGCACUGAUUUACUCCCCAGGCCCCACGCUCCUUACUGCACACUCAAGCAUCAACACUAAAUCACAACCACAACACCAGGCUAGAGAAAUAAAUAAAUCAAACGUAAAGAAAGAGAGAAAGAGAGGGAGGGAGAAGACAAGAGGGAAAUAAAAAAAAUUGAGAGGCAGAAAGAAAGGUGGAAAGCGAGAGCACACAGUGACCUAAGAACACAGUAAUAAGAGCAAUAAGAACACAGCGAAGUCUGAAAAUUGCCUGAGCCAUUAAAGUUGGCCACUUGGCCUAUUAACAACCAACCAUUCUAGAGAUUGUCCCUUCUUCAACUCAAUUACUCUCUUCUCUCCAUUUCCAGGUAUCAUAGGCAGCGACUAUAUCAACGCCAACUACAUAGACGGUUACAGGAAGCAGAAUGCCUACAUCGCAACGCAGGGUCCUUUGCCCGAGACGUUUGGAGAUUUCUGGAGGAUGGUGUGGGAACAGAGGGCAGCCACUGUGGUCAUGAUGACCAGACUGGAAGAGAAAUCACGGGUAAGUAACUAUAGAAUUGAAUCUGGUGUUCCCCCUGGAUCAGUGUUAGGCUUGUUUUCUGACCAAAACAGACUUUACAGAAAAACUAUUUCGAAAUUCUGCAGUGUAACUGAGGAAAGUAUAAGAGUCACUUUAAAGUGCACAGGGACAGAAUCAUUUCUGGUUAGUGCAAUGUUGUUGUCUGUAUGCAAGCCAUAAUCAGCCUAGGCAUUGUGAAUGGCCCUACAACAAUACGAAGAAUGCCAAGGAAUCCACCUUAGAAACCAACCCUACAACCCCUCUACACCCGAAAAGGGGUUUCUUUACCUCAGGUAUCUUACCUCAUUCUCUGUUAUCCCUCUCCAUCUCUGCCCUUUUUAUUCAUUUACCUAUCCCUCCGUCAUGUGCGUUCUGCCCCUGUCAGAUACCAUCAGGGUUAGCAGGCGGUGAGCGUUGACUGUGAACGUAAGGAGAGCGUUAGAGCGAUGCGUUUCCUGCACUAGCUGUCACAUCGCAUCGGGGGGGAGGGGUUGGCGCGUAUUGAAUGAAUAUUCAUUAGGUUAGGAAGGAAAGGAUGGAUAGGGUGACUGAGUGUUGGGGUGGAGGAGGGGGAGUGGUGGGGGAGCUGUCUUGGACACACUGUGUGGAUCUCUGCUGAAAGGGAAACAUACCCAUCCUUGAUUGAUUGGUGGUUGUUGCUAGGGGGAGGCAGGGGGACGGGUGGAUGGAGGGAUGGGGAGGGGUUUAAUGAUUGUAGGUGAAGCCUACAGGGCAGGAGUUGAUUUGACACUUCUUCUUUCCUUUCAUUCCCCCGUUCUCUCUGUUUAUUUACCUGGAGUGUAGAAAAUGUGAAGGCAGCCAAGGGCCCGGUUUCCCAAAAGCAUCUUAAGGCUAAGUUCAUCGUAAGAACGUUCGUAGGAGCAUCGUUAAAUCUCCGAGCUGUUUCUCAAAACCAUCAUUACUAAAGUUGCACUUGAAAACGCUUGUUAUUUACUGAAUGCCUCAGACCAUUCUUAGAACAGUAAAUGUGUUGUUAGAUUAUUUUUUUGCCCUUCCGAGUCACUUCACACAUAGAAGAUCUCUGCUAAACAUAGAAUCAAGAUGUUUAUCUGUCUCUCUGUGACCGCCAAUAACUUCAGAACGAAGUUGACUACGAAUAAAAAGUUGCCAAUGUCUUUGCAAUUGUUACAAACAAGCGAAAACCAAGAUGACUGAAUGAAGAUGAAUACAGUAUAGGCUACAUAGGCCUAUGUAUUCCAAUCAUAUUGAAAUCAAUUUAAUGUUCGUUCAAUUGAGUUCUAUUUUGUUAAUUGUAGGCGACUGUCUGUCAUUUUUGCCACUGAGUAUACAAAACAUUAAAAACACCUGCUCUUUUCAUGACUGGUGAAGCCAGGUGAAAGCUAUGAUCCCUUAUUGAUGUCACUUGUUAAAUCCACUUCAAUCAGUGUAGAUGAAGGUGAGGAGACAGGUUGAAGAAAGAUUUUUAAGCCUGGAGACAAUUGAGACAUGGAUUGUGUAUGUGUGCCAUUCAGAGGGUGAAUGGGCAAGAUAAAAAAUGCCUUUGAACGGGGUAUGGUAGUAGGUGCCAGGUGGUUUGUGUCAAGAACUGCAACGCUGCUGGGUUUUUCACACUCAACAGUUUCCCGUGUGUAUCAAGAAUGGUCCACCACCCAAAGGACAUCCAGCCAAAUUGACACAACUGUGGGAAUUAUUGGAGUCAACAUGGGCCAGCAUCCUUGUGGAAUGCUUUCGACAACUUGUAGAUUCCUUUCCCCGUCGAAUUGACGCUGUUCUCAAUAUUAGGAAGGUGUUCCUAAUGUUUGGUAUACUCAGUAUAUUUUGUGAUGUGUAACAACAUGUGCGCAAUGAUGUACCAAAUAUACAAUAGUCUAUUAUUAUAGGGUAAGCAUUAGAAUAAGACACCUCAAUAUUUGCAGCCAUGUAGGUGAUAGCCUAUCUCUAGGAGCUGAUCUGUCGUCAGUAGUGUGGAAUAAUUAUAAUGUUAAGGUAAGAUGUGAAUGGAGAAAGAUGAUCCGAGAGCAGUGCUGCCUUUCUUUCGAUCCUAUUUGUAUCGACACAAGCUCCGACUACGAACUUAUAGAAAGUUCUCCCUAUUUGGUGUUUGGGAAGCGCAUGUGAGUUCUUCUGCCUUUAUAGGAAUGAUGCAUCGUUAAAACACUCGUAAGCUUAAGUUCCAUCGCUAUCGGGAAACCGGGCGCUGGUGUGUUCUGUGAGCGUGUGUGCGUGCGUGUUUGCGUUUAUUUGUGUGUGUGUAUAUGUGUGAAUGAAUGCCGUAGUUUGCCUUUGUUGUGUGUUUAGGUGUGUGUGUGCACUCACCCACCUCGUCUCCUCUCUCCUCAGAUCAAGUGUGACCAGUACUGGCCCAGUCGAGGAACAGAGACCUAUGGGAUGACCCAGGUGACUCUACUGGACACCAUAGAGCUGGCCACCUUCUGCGUCCGCACCUUCUCCCUGCACAAGGUACGAGUGAGUACACAACUUUACUCCACCCAUACUGCAUAAACACUCAUUUCACACUAUGUUGUGCCUUAAGUCACACUGUAGUGUACGAGUGAGUACACAGCUUUACUCCACCCAUACUGAAACUAAUUUCACACGAUGUUGUGCUGCAAGUCACACUGUAGAGUACUGUACACACGGGCAAAACAUAAUUCACUACACUACACACUUCAAACUGCACUACUGCAUUGAAUCACACUCCCUACUACUAUUCUACACUCCACUCCUAAGUAUCCACAUUGCACACUAUACCACUCCAGUCCAGACUGUCAUCUGUUAUAUUCCUACUACUCCCUAGGCCCCCUAUAGAACUGAAAAUAUCAGGCAGUAGUUUAAAGCAAUAUAGCCUUCUGGUAGGCUUGGUGGAACACUCCCCAUGUUUCUUUCAUCCGUGUCAUUGUUUCAGUGGAGGCUUUGUUUGUGUGUUUUGUGAGGCCAUCUGAGGAGAAGCCAAUGUGGAAAUAAUGUGAGGAGAGGAAUAAGAAAUGUCAGGAAUGCGAUAUGAGCUGUAAUAUGCUGCUGUAUGCAGAGUCUUGCCUGGUGGGCCCUGGGGAGAGCAAGCCUUUCAGGAGCCUGUCUGUCUGUCUCCUUGUAUUGUAUUGGCUUUCCUAGUCAAACUCACAAACAGCGUAUUUCUCGUAGCCAGCACUCAACACAACAUCCUCCUCCUGCAUCCAACAAGCAAAUAAACAACAGAAUGGUGAGGAAUAGGUGAAGGAUGGAAAGGAGAGGGAAAUUGUUUACUUGGGUCGUCUCUCUCUUUAUCUCUUUCUCAAUCUCUCUCUCUCUCUCGCUCUCUCUACCCCUAUCUCAUUUAAGCGUCUCUCUCUUUCUCUCUCUCUCUCUUUCCUCUCCCUCUCUGCAUCCACUUUUCCCUCUCACUCCCUCUCUCUCCUUCUCCCUUUAAACUAUUUACAUUCUCUCCUUCUUCCCAGACCUCUCCCUUCUUCCUCUCUUGUUCACUGUCCAUCAUCUUUUAAUGUUGGUCUGCCAAAUAGAAGCACUUAGCUAAGUGAGUGGAAGAAAAUGCUACAUGCAUAAUUGGCAGACUUUUCAUAUCCCACCCACCACCGACUCUUGGCGGUCAACAUAAAAGUGUAUAGCUAAAAAAGGAAAUGUCUCUUUAAAAGAUACGACUGCAUUAAGUGGGCCCUUUAAGACGUCUGUGGCGGUAUGUUUUGGUUCUGUUAAAUGGAGCACAGUGCUAACGCUAAACUCUAAUGCUAUGCUAACAGGCUGCUGUGUACUGGAGCUAGGGGGAGCUAGCUAGCUAGCUAGCUGGUAAUACAGGUGCUUUUGGGCUGGUUAGGUUCAGUGCUACGUGGCUAACACUAUGCUAACGGGUUCUGUUGCUUUAUACUGGAGCUAAGUAGAGGAGCUAGGCUAGGCUAGCUAGUAGCACUGGUGCUUUUGGGCUGGUUAGAAUUUUUGGGCUUGUUGGUGUACACAUCUGUUAGUUUACAGCAUCCUGUUGACCCGUCCCUCUUGAUCCCUCUGUGCUCUCUAUACUCCACUCCCCCCCCCUCUCCCCCCCUUUUGCUCCCCCCCCCCCCUUUUUUUUCUUCCCUCUAUUCUUUCCACACGCUGCUAUUCCAUCUCUCUCUUAACCUCCCUCUAUCCCUCACACAUCUCUCCAUGUUCUCUCUUCUUCCCCAGCUGUCUCGUAUCCCCCCACCUCUCUCUGUCUCUCUCUUCUUCUGGUCUCUUCUAUUCUCUCUCUCUCUCUCUCUCCUCUCUCUCACUCUUCUCUCUCCUCUCUCUCUCUCUCUCUCUCUCUCUCUCUCUCUCUCUCUCUCUCUCGUCUCUCUCUCUCUCCUCUUUUCUCUCUCUCUCUAUCUUCCCUCUCUCUCUCUCCCAGCAUUCCCUCUCUUACUUUCUCUUCUUAUUUCUGGUAUGGUGUCUCAUUGUUCUGUUCUCCGGUUGCCGUAGUUGCUUUGUAGAGAGUCUGUAACACACACACACACAGGCAUCUAUAUGUAUGCAUAUUCUGCAGUGACACAGAACCCUCCCGACGAGUGAUAAAUUCUUUAAAAUAAUCUGGGCGCCAGCCAGCUAGUUAUCCCUCCCUGCAAAGAAAGAAGCACAUCCACAGCAGAAAACACAAAACCAGUGGAAUGGCCCAGGAAAUAAAUAGACAAAAAAUAGACAAAUCCCCGCAAACUAGGUCAGUUUGCUUUUAAUUACUGCAUUUAUUUAUUCAUUUAUUCAGCAGAAAAGUCUGUGAGGAAAGCAGAAAACGCUGCAUUGAAAUGCAAACGAUUGCUUUAAAGAGCUUCCAGGAAAAAAGGAAAAGGGAAAACUAGAGGGCAGGGCAAUGCGAGGUGUUUUUUCUCAUUUUGUUUUAGUUUUUUUGCCGUCACAUUUUUUUUCUCUCCUGUGUUAGACAGCUUUCCAAUGCGUAAUUAUUAUCGCUCUCUUUAUGUCUCUGUUUAUUGUGGUUGGCACACAGACAGGGGAACAGAUUUUGCGGUAUAAAGAUGCAUACCCUACAAUUGUCUAAGCAAGUAGCUAAGAUAGUGACAUGCUAUGUCAUAUAUAUGAAUAGGAGGCACGUUGCUCUUGGAAUGGGUUUGUAUCGAGGCAAAAAUGAAUGGUCUGAUAGACACUAAUUUGGAGGCUUGAAAUCAGAGCUGUUUCGCACACACACACACACACACACACACAUGUUGAAUGAACCCCCAUCUCUCUCUCCUGCCCCUCCAGAAUGGUUCCAGUGAGAAGCGGGAGGUACGUCAGUUCCAGUUCACGGCGUGGCCUGACCACGGGGUCCCCGAGUACCCCACCCCCUUCCUGGCCUUCCUACGCAGAGUCAAGACCUGUAACCCCCCUGACGCAGGCCCCAUCAUCGCCCACUGCAGGUUGGUACACACACAUACACACACAUACACACACACAAACACACUACACAGCUACAGAUAGUGGACAGAUACACCCAGCAGAUUUCACAGCAGGGUAUAUAGUAUAUGAAAAUAAUACUUCUGGCUGGCCACACAUUGUUUGGUGCAGAUUUUUGUUUCACCCCAUUCAACUACUGUUCAAUAAGUACUCAACUAGGUUGAGAUUCAACUAGGUUAAUUAGACUCAAUAAGGAUUCAAAUAGGUUAGUUCAAUGAGGUGUGGUACUGCAGAGCCAGUGUCAAUGUUUCCUCUCUUUCUUCCAAUGAACCAUGGACCCAGCACCUCAGAUGACAGAGGCCAAAUCGUAACCGUAAAUAUUCCAUUGACAUCCAUGCAUGAUUGAUGUGAAGGUUGCCGUUAGGAUUCGAUCCAUACUUACAGUAUCUUUGUUCACACAGCAUGGUAGUAGAUAAAUUAUGAAUCUUUAUUGGAAAGAUAUCCUCACUCACAGUAUGUAUGCUCUGAAUUGAAUGUACUAAAUCGUUUACUGCCAUGGCAACAAACAAGGGUUCAACCAGGUGGGUUGUCGGUGGGAACCUACCAAAUCUGAUCUAAACCAUAGUGUUUCAUUCUAUUUCUAUGGUCUAAACACUGUUGGUUUGUGGCAUUCUAGCCUUUAAGUCAUGAGCUUAUUGCGUUGGAUAUCUAUGUUAUUUUGUAUCUGUGGUCUUUGUACAGUUGCCCUCCCAAGUCAGGAGGUAUGACACAACCACUGUUCAACAGGGUGAACAAUACACUUUACAAUACACACGAUACACAUCAGUGCUCCAAAGGGUGUGUGUGUGUGUGUGUGUGUGUUUGUGUGUUUGUGUGUGUGUGUGUGUGUGUGUGUGUGUGUGUGUGUGUGUGUGUGUGUGUGUGUGUGUGUGUGUGUGUGUGUGUGUGUGUGUGUGUGUGUGUGUGUGUGUGUGUGUGCGUGCGUGCGUGCGUGCGUGCGUGCGUGCGUGUGUGUGUGUGUGCGUGUGUGUGUGUUUGUACGGUGCAGUGCAUAGAUCCAGUCAUGCAGUGCUGGUAGAACAGUAAUAGAGUGGUGAGUAAAGUGAAGGUCAUAGCUCUCCAGUGUGUUAACACUAGACUGCAGGGCUCUGAGUCACUCCCACACACACACCCACAUGCACUCUCACACAUACACACUCGCUCCCUAUUAACUAUGUCUUCACGUUCUCUUUCAUGCCCUUCUCUUCCUCUUCUUGUUCUGCAUCUUUCUCCUGCUCCGCCCUCUCUCUCCAACACUCUAUGUGUUCUGCUAUCAUCACUCUUUUCGUCACCAUCUCCUCCCUGACCCCUUGCAUCCCUCCAUCCUUCUCUUUCAAAUUCAUAUCCAAACUCACUUUAUUAGUGUCUGCAAAAUGACUGAAAUGUAAAUGUAUUAGCAUGACUGGAUCAAGCCAACAUUGUCAAAGCAAGAUGGCAAAUAUAAAGAUCCAGUCAAUCUUGAAAACUGGAGGCCUCUUACACUUCAAUGUUGUGAUGCAAAAAUACUAGAGAAAUGCAUAGCACUCAAAAUUAAAAAGGUUUUACAAGGUAUUGUUCAUCCUGAUCAGACAGGUUUUUUACAUGGACGAUACAUUGGAGAUAAUAUACGACAACUACUAGAAAUAAUAGAACAUCAUGAAACAUCUAAGAAGCCAGGCCUGGUAUUUAUAGUGGAAUUUGAAAAGGCCUUUGAUAAAGUAAGCCUGGAUUUUAUUUAUAAAUGCCUGGAUUUUUUCAAUUUCAGGCAUUAUUAUAUAAAAUGGGUAUAAGUAAUGUAUAGCAACCCCAGGUGUAAAAUAGUAAAUAGCGGCUACUUCUCAGAAAGUUUUGAAUUGUCAGGAGGAGUUAAACAAGGGUGUCUGCUGUCACCAUAUCUAUUUGUUAUGGCAAUCGAAGUGCUAGCUAUUAAAAUCAGAUCAAAUAACAACAUUAGAGGAUCCAAGGCUUAAAAACGAAGGUGUCCAUGUAUGCCGAUGACUCAAGUUUUAUAUUAAGUCCGCAAGCUAGAUCCCUGCAAUGUCUCAUUGAAGAUCUAGAGAACUUUUCUGGACUCUCUGGACUAAAACUUAAUUAUGAUAAGUGUACAAAAUUACGUAUUGGAACUUUUACAUUACCCUGCAGUUUACCUAUAAAAUGGGCUGAAGUAGACAUACUUGGUAUUCAUAUCACAAAAUAUAUAAAUGAGCUCUCCACAAUGAAUUUCAAUAGAAAACUUGUAAAAAUAGACAAGAUCCUGCAACCACGGAGCGGUAAAUACCUGUCUAUUUAUGGAAAAAUUGCCCUGAUUAACUCCUUAGUCAUAUCUCAGUUUACUCACUCACUUACAUAUGAGAAAAAAUAUUUAGCUUUAUCUGGGAAACUAAACCAGACAAGAUAAAGUGUGCCUAUCUAUAUAAUUAAUAUGAAUUGGGUGGGUUGAGAUUAUUAAAUAUAAAAGCACUAGACCUCUCUCUUAAAGCAUCACCUAUUCAAAAAUGUUACUUGAACCCUAAAUGUUUCUCAAGUAGAUUACUAAGAAAAGCUCAUCCAUUGUUUAAAAAUGGCCUUUUUGCCUUUGUGCAGAUUGCCAUGUCUAAUUUUCGAUUAAUUGAAAAUUAAAUUUCUUUCAAAGUAUCUGUCUUUUUCAAACAAGCAUUGCAGAGCUGGCUACAAUUUCAAUUUCAUCCCCUUGAAAAGAUAGAACAAGUAUUACAAAAAUAUUAAGGCUGAACUCAAAUGUGCUGGUUGAUUAAAGACCUGUAUUUAUUGGAAAUAUGUUUUGUUUUUAAAUUAUAUUGUAAAUUUAAAUGGUAGAGUUAUGUCUUUCAUGGAGUUAUCAGAAUUGUAUGGGAAGGUCUGCUCAAUCCAAGAUUACAACAAAUUGAUUAUAGCAUUACCCCAAAAAUGGAGGAGGCAGGUGGCAGUGGGAGGAGGUAGGGAACUGGUCUGUCUGCCCAAUAUAAAGGAUCAAAACCUGCGGAGGAAUAAAAAUAGCAUAAAUAGGAAAGUAUUUGAUGACUAGGAUGUUGACAGCUGUGCCAUACAGAUUGCAAAAUAGUUGGGAAGAGAUUUUUGAUGUACCGAUUCCAUGGUAUGAGUUGAUAUAUAAAACAACCAAAGAUUCAAGACUUCAGCAAAUGAUUAUAUAGAAUUCUUACCACCAACAAAAUGUUGAAUAUUUGGGGCAUACAAUCAUCGAAGUUCUGCAGAUUUUGUUGUGAGGAUAUAGAAUCAAUAGACCAUUUGUUUUGGUAUUGCCCUCAGGUAGCCUGUUUCUGGUCUCAGGUUCAGGAAUGGCUGAAAAUGCAUAAAAUGGAUCUAAAAUUGACCCUAGAAAUAGUACUGUUGGGAGAUCUGGAGAGACCGGGUCAGUCAACUACUAAUAUACUAAUACUCUUAGUAAAAGUAUUUAUCUUCAACUCGCAUGGUCUCGGAUGGUUGAGGGGCAGCUCUUGGGGGAACUGUGGGGGGGAUCUUGGAGGGCUGAUGGCCUGGCGGUUGGGAGCUUGGGCCGGUGGCUGACGGAUCGCUGGUUUGGGUCCCCGUUUUUGACCUUGUGGGAGAUCUGUCAACGUGCCCUUGAGCAGGGCGUUGACCCUGGGUUGCUUCUGUGUGUCCCUCUGGAUGGGAGUCUGUUAGAUGACUCGUGUGAUGUAGUUGCUGAGCGGCUUCACUGCAAGUAUAUUGUAUGUUUUAAAUAUUCAAUAAAUAUAGUUUUUUAAGUAUUAAAAAAUAACAAAAAUAAUAACAUUGUCAAAGCAAUCCACAAUGGAAGAUAAAUCUCAAAUACCUGAUCUGUGAUGAAAUUGUAUCUGUCCGUUUUAUGUGAUUUUAAAGACCAAUCCCUAAUGUUCUCUCUCUCUGUCUAUCUCUCCCCCUCUCCCCAUUCUCUUCUCUCGCUCCCUCUUUUCCCCUCUCCCUCUCCCCCCUCCCCCUUAUGCCCCCCCCCCCCCCCCCCCCCUUCCCUUCCAAUCCUCUCUCCCUCCUCUCCCAGUGCGGGUGUUGGGCGGACUGGCUGCUUCAUUGUGAUCGACGCCAUGCUGGAGCGCAUCAAGCAUGAGAAGACGGUGGACAUCUACGGCCACGUGACGCUAAUGCGCUCGCAGCGAAACUACAUGGUGCAGACGGAGGACCAGUAUAGCUUCAUCCACGACGCGCUGCUGGAGGCAGUGGCGUGCGGCAACACGGAGGUGGCGGCCAGGAGCCUGUACUCGUACAUCCAGAAGCUGGCCCAGGUGGAGACGGGCGAGCACGUCACCGGCAUGGAGCUGGAGUUUAAGGUAGGGGAUGUAGAUAUAGAUAGGUACAGAGAAACUGAGGUAGGGAGGAUGGGGAAGGUACAAAAUGGAGGAUGUUUGUUUGGUAGAGUGGAGCAGAGCCUGAGUUUAAGGUAGGCCAUAGACAUGUAGGUACGUAGGCUGCAGUGAACCUGAGAAAAGAGAGGGUGGGGAAAGGCACAAAAUUGAGGUUUAUUUAGGUUUAGGCCUACCAAUACCAAACCAUAAAUUAUGUUGAGACACAAAAUGUAGCUUUUAUCUUCAGUUGCUCUCAAUGCUCUGUCACAUCCAUGAUAUCUUUGAGCCAGAGGUAAAACACUAACGUUUAAAUUUAAAUGGCCUUGGAAUCAUUUUAAAUAUAUAUUGACUUGUAUAUAUUUUAUACCGGUACAUUAAAUUGGGCAUAUCCAUACCACAUUCAAUUGAUGUAGAUUCAAAUGUUAAUAGACAGUUUAUUAUACUUUAUUCAUGUGAGCCUUAACCUCAAUCAUUCAGUCACUGUUUGCUCACACCACUCAGUACCAUUGUCUUUUAAAAAGCUAGAAAUUGAAUAGUUAAGCUGUCUGCUCUUUAUCCUUGGUGUGAAUCUAUUUCUGAAGGAUUUCAAAUAAUAUGCUCCAGAUAGAGCAGCUUUGUGAUCAGUGUAUAGACUCCAAAUGAAGGAUUAUUCUGAAAAAGCAUAACACGAUUCAUUUCAAACUUAACAAAUAACUGCUUAGAUGAGAACCCAUUAUCCAAACCUGGAAGCGCAUGGAAUCUGGCCGAACACUUAGUGAGAGACCGACGAUCCAAUCCUAUCCAAACUUUGUUGUUCCCCCUUGCACAACAACACACUUGACCUUGAAUUACACAUGUACAUGCCCCUAUCUCGCCUCGAAAUCAUUUGUAAUAUACCCAAUGCCAUUUAUCAUCUCGCAGCGCUAAGAAACAAUAAUGAUGACGGUUUCAUCUAAGACAUUUGCUACAGUAUACCAUGAUAGAAUCUCUAAUAGCUACAGCCCCAUCUGUAAUAGCGAUAAUGGUACUACGAGGUAUAAAGUCGCGUCGGAUUAAUAACGGCGAAUGGCGGCGGUCGUGGCACGAGAACGUUAGUGAGGAGAUGUAAUUAAUAGUUGAUGAUGACAAAUGGCGAGGCGGACGGCGAGGGCAAGCGGGAGGGUCCCCUCACAAAUGAACAGAGAGACGUUACUGCGUCUUAGAAAGGAGUUGCUCUGACAGUUAGUCAGUGUUUCCCAAACUCGGUCCUGGGGACCCCAAGGGGUGCACGUAGGGCUGUUACGGUGACCAUAUUACCGCCACACCAGCGGUCAAAUUCCACAUGACCGUUUAUUCAUGGUAACUAGGCUUCUCCUAGCUCUGAUGCUGCUGAUGGUCAUUAGUAGUAGCCUACCAAACUUGCUAACUGCCUGGUACUUAUCACUCUGUUGUCCCUCUAAUCACUCUGACAUCAAUGCAAUUGUAAUCGAAAACCUUCAUGAGAGCCCAUGAGCACAUGUGCAACAUUUCUAUAGGCUAUGCAAUUGAGUGAGAAAACAGAGUUUUGAUGGCCUCUAUUAAAAAGAGGAGGAUCCCAUCAGCUUUCUAUAGGCUAGGCCUACUAUAUUUAUUUCUCAACUUUCCUAAUAUUAAGCACAUUGCUUCUCUUUACAACAGGAGUAUAGCCUACCUGGCUGGCAUGAAAAUGAACCACGGGAAAAGCAUCCUCCAUUCGCUAUUUAAGUGCAUAGAUGACAUGUAUUUUUUCCCCCUUCCCCUGUUUCGAGACAGGUGCAUGAUAAUGGUCCAUUCUAAAUCAAAACAAAUUUCACACAUAGAUUAUAUUAUUUAGUAUAUGUAAAGAUUAAAUCAAAAAUAGUCUGAUGGGUGACAAUAUUAGCCUAUCCCUUCUGAACGAUAUAUUAUUACUUGUGAAUGAUGCCCAGCUUGUGUGCAGUAAAGCAAGAAACAGCACAUGCCUUUUCAAAUCAUAGUCGCACACCUUAUGUAGCCUAUCCCAUAGGCCUAUAUGUUUUUAUAUGUUUUCUAUCACUACUUAAGUGGCCAAAUAUCUUCUUAAAAUUAAUUACAUUAAUCUGCUUUACAACAGGUGUAAAGCCUAACUGGCAUACAUACGCGGCGCGUGAGUUUCAAGUUUGGGGAAGACAAUUUUCACCAUAGAAAUGCACCUUUAUAAUAAUAGCAUUACAUGCAUAAUAGCAUUUGCGGUAACUUUUGAGAAUAGUGUUUUCCCGCUAAUUGAUUGCAUUUUGGAACAUUGGCGUUUAUAGCCUACUGCUAUGUGUGCAUUGCUGCGCUUAUAAUGUGAAGAAAUAGCCUAAUAGUUUAUCAACAUUUUAAGGUGAAAGUUCUGAUCUGUUGCAUCAGCCUCAUUGCUUUUAAAAGGUUUUUUGAUGCUUGUGGUUGUAUUAAUCUGGGAUCUAUCACAAUUUACAACUGUCCCAGACUAAGUUGGGAAUAUUUAUUUAUCGCACAGAAUAUAAUAGGUCAACUUUUGUACUAUGGGGGAUAGCUGUUCGUUAGGCCUACUCAUCUUAUUGACUGGCGAAAGUAAAUGUGGACAGUUCUUCCAACAUCUUCAAUAUGCACCUCGGAAUUCGAUAAGGACUGCCACAGAUGUGUCCCCGAUGUGUCUUUCUUCACUUGUAGCCUGUGAGAAAAACCUGUUCACGUGACGGGCAUUGGCUAAUAAGAAUUGAGAUAUCUGAGAGAGCCAUGUGAGUGAGAGGUGCUUCAGAGCACGCUGCUGGGAGAAGGGAAUUAUAAUCAUUAUAUUCAGCCCAAGGGCACAAUGGCCACUGGCUUCAAAAGGCAAGGAUUCUUUUAGGGGGCAUUACGGCUACAUAAAGGGGAUACCGCCGGGAAAUUCGAUGCAUUAUCAAGUGCUUGUCAAAUUGUGAAUGAGAGACUUAUGAAGUGUGUACAGCCUGCGCAAAAAACUAAGCAGAGCUCAUGCCUUUCAUGCGACUUUUUUCAAAUCAUCAUUAGAGUCGCAUCAUGCAGCCUUAGAAUGUAUUAAAAACCAAAACAUAUAGCCCAACAUUUGUAUCACAACUAAAGUUGCAUAAAUAACUCUAAAUUAAGCACAUAGGAGGACCUGUUUCUUUGUUAACUGCUCAACACAGAAUAGCAGCAUGUGCGCACUCCCUCAAAUCGUUUGGAGAAAAUAUCCUUUCUAUUUUAUUGAGUUAUGUUCAAUUGUAUUCGUCAUCCUAUCAAAUAAUAUAAAAUAAUGCCAAGGAAUUCUAAGCAAAUCUUGUCUGUUAAAUGAACUUGUGUAUCCCAUAGCCAUAUGGCAUAGCCAGAUCAGGGCCUAACAUAAGGACAACUCAGAGUAGGCUAUUCUGUUCUUCUGAAAUAGACUACAUUGCAUUGCUUGACAAUCACCGGCUGACAAAAUGUAAUGACCGCCACAGCCUUAGGUGCACGUUUAGAUUUUUUCCCUAGCACUACACAGCUGAUUCAAAUAGGACCGAGUUUGGGAAACCCUGCUCUAUAGGCUUGAGAUCAGUACAGUCGUCCAUAGCGAUGUUUAUGCCUUUGUUUACUUACGACUGCCAGCACGCACACCAGACCUGGGUUCAAAUAGUAUAGCAACGCUUCAGCUAUGCUUGAUUAACCAAUGGAAUAGUCCCAAAAAUGCAAAUCCCGCCCAUCAUGCUUAGCAUCAUGGUAGUGGUAGGCUACAUGACAGAGAACAUAAGUACAGUAUCAUCCAGAACUCCCUGUGGAAAGGGGCACGAGAGUGGAGAAAAUAUGGCAACUAAGGUUGUUUCUUUGACUAGAGGUUUCCUAGGUGCAUCUCUGCCCUUAGGGAGGAAGGAAAAGGAGGACGGGUUGCCAGAUUGGUUGGUUUCCAAUCCAAACUCUCCCCCCGGAGUUUGGUGUAGUAGCAGCGCUGGGCGUCUUUAGCCUUGCCAGCCCGUCUCAUACCCUUCCAGGUGCCUCUGUAAAAGGGGGAUCAAAGGGAAGAAAGGAGAGAGGGAAGAGAGGAGGGGAUGGGGACAGGAGGGUUGACCCAAAUCCAAGUGGCAAUGACAGACUGGGCUUUUGGCACUGAAAGAGAGAGGGAGAGAGAAGAGGGGGAUGAGGGAGAAAGAGAGAGAGAGAAGGGGAGAGGGAGAGAGAGAAAAAAUUACAUAGGGGGAAUGAGUGAGAGACAUUUUAGGGAGGGAGGAAGGAGUAGCGAGAGUUAAGUUGAGAGAAAGAUUGAGAGAGGCUGUCAGAAAAGGUAUAGCUUACACACAGCAGACAUCAAGGUCAAAGGAGCGAAUGGGGAGAAGAGGGGGAUGAGGAGAAGGUGGUGAGGUGGCUGGUGCUGGACACGUGUGUGUGUGUGUGUGUGUGUGUGUGUGUGUGUGUGUGUGUGUGUGUGUGUGUGUGUGUGUGUGUGUGUGUGUUUGUGUGUGUGUGUGUGUGUGUGUGUGUGUGUGCACGUGCGUUUGAGGGAUGAUAUUGUCAGACAGACUGACCCACAAACUGCCUUGACGGUCCCUUUGAUGGUCAUUUGUCAGUACAGGUCCCAAUUUGGAUCAUGACACUGUGUGUGUGCACGGGCAUGCUCGAAUGUAUUCUGUGUGACUGUGUGCUCGACUGUUUGUAGAGCAUAUAUCAGACCCCCAUUAUCAAAGACUUGAGUGACCCACUUUUUGCAGAUGGGUUUACAGCCUCAUAGAAACCCCUCUCUCCAGUUUCUGUUUGAUGCUAGCUUGUUACAGUAGUACAGACUAGUGCUUCAAGUCAUACUAUCUUACUUCAUAGCACCUCACACGUGACUUCACAUCGCAAGGUACACAGGGAUAUGAAAAGAAAAUGGGCAGUAGAAUAAAGACUGUGUUCUUUGAUUGCUCCAUCCAGCCAUACAUUAUGAAAGCAUUCAUCAAAUAGAUGUGUCUUCAUUUAUAAGGUGCUUUAGCGAUCGUUUAAGGCUCGGCUCUGUCUCGCUCAGAUAAGAUUAGAUCUCACAGUUCUUUAUUACUCUGCAGUCGUUAAUCUCUCGCUCUCCUUCCAUCUCGCCUUCUCUCUCUACCACUUUCUGUCCUUUUGACUUUCGUUCCAUAUGACUCCAUCCAUCCCUCUCUCUCUCCCUCUCUCUCCUUCCUUCCCCCUCUUCUCUCCCCUCUUCUCUUCUCCCAUCCCUCCACCUCCCCCUCUCCCCCUCUCUCCUCCUCUCCAUCUCUCCCUCAUCCCUCCAUCCACCCCUCCAACUCCUCCUCUUCUACAGCGCCUGGCCAAUUCCAAGGCCCACACGUCCAGGUUCAUCAGUGCCAACCUGCCCUGCAACAAGUUCAAGAACCGUCUGGUGAACAUCAUGCCCUACGAGACCACCCGCGUCUGCCUGCAGCCUAUCAGGGGCCUCGAGGGCUCCGACUACAUCAACGCCAGCUUCAUCGAUGGAUACAGGUAGGUGGAAUGGGUGGGUGGGUGGGGGAGAGAGAGAAAGAGGGGGAGGGGUGUGUGUGUUUGCAUGCAUGCCUGUCUGUGACUGUCUGUCUGUCUGACUCAGCACGCUACAUGUCUGACCUGAAUGUGUGUGUGUGUGUUGCCAGGCAACAGAAGGCCUACAUCGCCACGCAGGGCCCAUUGGCAGAGACCACAGAAGACUUCUGGAGGAUGCUGUGGGAGAACAACUCUACCAUCGUAGUCAUGCUCACCAAACUCAGAGAGAUGGGCAGGGUAGGAGACAGUUUAUUUGUCUUUCUUCUUUCUUCUCCUCUCGAGAGCUCGCGCUCUCUCAUAGACCAGAUCGUCUCUUCUCUAUCUCUACGCGAGCUUCUCGAUCCGUCUGCAUGCAUAGAUCAGCUUCGCUACUAGCUCUAGCGAUGCGUAGCUCGUCGCUCUCUCUCGUCUCCCUAGCUCUCGCUAUCGGUCUCUUCUCUCGUCUCUCGAUUCACGCUAUCUCCCUCUCUCUCUCUCUCUCCUCCUCCCAGACCCACUCAACCUCAAGCAUUCUUCUCUCUGUCCAUCAUUCAGCGUUGUUAUCCUCUGUAGUGCAGUCAUCACUACUACCCCAAUGACAAACGGAACACAUGCCUAACCUGCGCUAACUGUAGUCUAUGUAUCCACGUGCAUCUCAAAGAUCUAUUUAUCCUAUGCCUCCUCACAUGUUUGUGUCUCUCUCUCUGUGUUCACAGGAAAAAUGUCAUCAGUACUGGCCCGCUGAGCGUUCGGCCAGGUACCAGUACUUUGUGGUGGACCCCAUGGCUGAGUACAACAUGCCCCAGUACAUCCUCCGAGAGUUCAAAGUCACCGACGCCAGGGUAAGUGUGUGCUUGUGUGUGUGUGUGUGUGUGUGUGUGUGUGUGUGUGUGUGUGUGUGUGUCCAUGCGUAUGUCCUUUCCUUAGAGAUGACAUAUUCUAUUUCUAUUUAUGUCUCUCUCCCAUAAAUACUAUGUCUAGAAAUGCUACUGUACUAAACACUGAGUAUUCCAUAACAUAGAUUGACCAGGUGAAUCCAGUUGAAAGCUAUGAUCCCUUAUUUAUGUCACUUGUUAAAUCCACUUCAGUCAGUGUAGAUGAAGGGGAGGAGACAGGUUAAAGAAGGAUAUUUAAGCCUUGAGACAAUUGAGACAUGGAUUGUGUAUGUGUGCCAUUCAGAGGGUGAAUGGGCAAGACAAAAGAUUUAGGUGCCUUUGAAAGGGGUAUGGUAGUAGGUGCCAGGUGCACCGGUUUGUGUCAAGAACUGCAACGCUGCUGUUAAUUUUUUCGCUCAAUAGUUUCCUGUGUGUAUCAAGAAUGGUCCACCACCCAAAGGACAUCCAGCAAACUUGACACAACUGUGGGAAGCAAUGGAGUCAACAUGGGCCAGCAUCCCUGUGGAAUGCUUUCGACACCUUGUAAAGUCCAUGCCCCGAUGAAUUGAGACUGUUCUGAGGGCAAAUGUUUUGUAUACUUAGUGUACAUGCCUAGUGUAUGUUCCAUUCAACCUUUCAUCUGUAUCAUUAGUGAGACCGGAGAAAGCAAGCUGAUUGAGGCCAUUUUUCUCCAUCACAUGAUGGGGUAUGUGUCAUGAGUAUGAUAGUAUGGUUGCUCAUUAUACCACCUUUAAAGGGGCAAUCUGUAGUUCAAACAACAACAAAGUGGCCACUCCGCCACUGUUUUGGUAAACACCUGAGGGAUUGGGUUGGAGAAGAUCGCAGAUUGCCCCUUUUAAUGACAAUAUUUAGAUCCAGAGAGAGCUUUGACCUGAUGAAGAUCCUCUUGAUCGAAAUGUUGUACAAACGUUGUGUAGGUGUUAUAAGGAGCAUACAGUGUGAAGCGCUUUUUGUCCUUUUCAUAUAUGUACCAUUAGCCCAUUUUAGGGAAGUGCAUAAGACCACAACCAUUUCUAUGAUAAUAUGAUUGUCAGUGGUCUGUUUAAGCACUAAGGCCCAUUGUACAGUAUAGGCGGCCAUUUUGUGUCCAAUGUAACGGUAACUGUAUUGCAGCACACUAGCCCACAUGUUGGAUUGCUGCUUGAGCCAGCAUGGCGGCUAGUUAGGAGCACUCAUGUUGGUCUGGGAAAAAAAACACUUUACACACUGGCCUAGCCCUCAGCCCCCUGCUACUCCCACUGGGCAGAUUAGACAUACAUGCCGCUUAAGCUGGUGCUCUAGGUACCACACACAAACUAUACCUUCCCCUACCACACACACACACACACACACACACACAGUAAGGAGUGCCUGGGAAAGGUGGACUGGAGCGGCAGCAGCAGUGGUGGUUCUAGGCUGUCUUAAUUGUGAUUGAAUCAUCAAAGCGGCCCACUCCAGUAAUCAGGUUGGGCCGUACGCGUAAGCUCUCCCCAAUAAAUGAAAGGGACCUCUAAUCAGAGGUGACUGGAGGAAGAGAGGGAGACAGACAAGGAGCGGAGAGAGAGAGAGAGAGAGAGAGAGAGAGAGAGAGAGGUGGGUGGGUGGGUGGGAGAGAGAGGGAACGAAUAAGAGGUGGUUGGUAUGUCUGUGUGGAAAGAGUAGGGUUGUGUGUGUGUGUGUGUGUAUGUGUGUGUGUGGGUGCGCGUGCGUGUGUGUGUGUGCACAUAUUCAUGUGCAUGCAAUAGCAGAGACUCCACAUUUCAGCUGUAUCUGCUAGCGAGGCAAUCACGUAUUUAAUCACACAAUUUGACACAGUGUGCAGCCCCUAAGGUUGUGUGUUAAAUGUAUUUAUUUAGAUUUGUCUCUACGCGCUUCAUUAAUUGUGUUGUUGUUGUUUUUUCUUCUCCUUCGCUUUUAAUCCGUGCGGGGAGGCAAAAUGUUUUCAAAUUAGGUUUAAAGGAAAAAACAGAAUGGUAAGAGAGAGAUAAGAGAAAACAGUUGCUUGUGACAGUCAAAUUAAAGACACUUUUACACUGAUGAGUCUGAAGACUAGUCAUCAAGGACAUUUUUUGGGGAGUAUUAGGACUUCUUAGCCUUUUGCUUGGGACAUUUAUACUGAACAAAAACAUAAAUGCAACAUGCAACAAUUUCAAAGAUUUUACUGUGUUACAGUUCAUAUAAGGAAAUCAGUCAAUUGAAAUAAAUAAAUUAGGCCCAAAUCUAUGGAUUUCACAUGACUGGCAAUACAGAUAUGUACCUGUUGGUCACAGAUACCUUUAAAAAGAAAGAUAAGGGCAUGGAUCAGAAACCAGUCAGUGUCUGGUGUGACCACCAUUUGCCUCAUGCAGCCCGACACAUCUCCUUCGCAUAGAGUUGAUCAGGCUGUUGAUUAUGGCCUGUGGAAUGUUCUCUUCAAUGGCUGUGCGAAGUUGCUGGAUAUUGGCGGGAACUGGAACAUGCUGUCGUACACAUCGAUCCAGAUCAUCCCAAACAUGCUCAAUGCACUCAUUGUCUGGUGAGUAUGCAGGCCAUGGAAGAACUAGGACAUUUUCAACUUCCAGGAAUUGUGUACAGAUCCUUGCAACAUGGGGCUGUGCAUUAUCAUGCUGAAACAUGAGGUGAUGGCGAAGAAUGAAAACCCCACCGCCACCAUGGGGCAGUCUGUUCACAAUGUUGACAUCAGGAAACCGUUCGCCCACACAACGCCUUACACUUGGUCUGUGGUUGUGAGGCUGGUUGGACGUACUGUAAAUUUAUGGUAGAUAAAUUAACAUAAAAUUAUCUGGCAACAGCUCUGGUGGACAUUCCUGCAGUCAGCAUGCCAAUUGCACACUCCCUCAAAACUUGAGACAUCUGUGGCAUUGUGUUGUGUGACAAAACUGCACAUUUUAGAGUGGCCUUUUAUUGUCCCCAGCUCAAGGUGCACCUGUGUAAUGAUCAUGCUGUUUAAUCAGCUUUUUGAUAUGCCACACCUGUCAGGUGGAUGGAUUAUGUUGGCAAAGGUGAAAUGCUCACUAACAUGGAUGUAUUCACAUUUGUCCUCAAAAUUGAGAGAAAUAAGCUUUUUGUGCGUAUGGAACAUUUCUGGGAUCUUUUAUUUCAGCUCAUGAAACAUGGGACCAACACUUUACAUGUUUAUAUUUUUGUUCAGUGUAUUAAGGCUACGAACCAAUUCAACAUACAGCCUCCUCUCCUUUUCUCUUUUCCUUGUCUCCUUUCCAGACAAUGGACCUGAAAUCACUUGAUGGGUAUAAGCAGUAUAGUGGAAGCCAAUCUACUCUGUUCAAUGAUCAGUCAUCAAGCAAAGGAGACAAGGCUAAGGACUAGGGAGUGUUUGAGGAGUAUAAGGACGUAGCCUUUGGUUCUGUAUUGUAUCCUCAGCCUCAGUUGCCAAAUUCAAAUUCAGAGACUGUUUCCUUUCCCUUCCAGUCGACUACUGAGAUUAAGACACCACCAUAAUUGACUACCCUUCGGCAGAGAUUCAAAUAAAGCAAUUUUCUCAAUUAGUGUAAGUCCAGUCCGCACCGAUGUGGACUGGAGCGGCAGCUCCAGUCCUCCAUCCAGGAGGACUGGUUGCAUGUCAUUUUUUGCAUGUCAGGUCCCUCCAUCCAUCAGUCCUCCAUCCAGGAUUACCCCGUUUAACACAAUGUUUAGAAGAAGACGCUUGUCAUGCCAGAUGCCCUAUUGAUUUCCUCUAACCGGGACUUAUUCCACUGAAGAAAUUACAAGUUAAAAUGAUAGAGGGAGGGAGAAGGAGAGGGGGAAAGAGAGACAGAGGGAGUGAAAUAAAGGAAAGAUUGUUAGAGAGCGAGAGAAAGGGAGAAAAUAGUUAGAGAGAGAAAAAGCGAACUGAUAGACUGUCAGAUGAACGUCAGGGGAGACAGGUCAUUGUGGUGUUGUAUGAUGGUGAAGUUGAACUGGCCAGUUGUUGUUGUUAUUGUGCGGUCUACUAGACACAGAUAGGGACAGCGUUGGGACUUGGCGGUUCGCUGACCCCAGAUCAAGUUUCUCUCUGGGGUGUGUAGUGAAACAGUUAUUGUUUCUGUUGCUGAAUCAGUUUGUUUGCUUGGUAUGUGGUCGUCAUAGUGGACAAUGAAAGAGUCUGUGACACAGAGGACGUAAAGUGAAGGAUCUUGGUUUUUACUGACCAACCCCUCUCUUUUUCUCUCCCUUUACAUAAUUUUGUCUUUCCCUUUUUCUCGAUCCUCCUCUUUCUCCUCUCUUACCCUUUCCAUCCAUUCUUCUUCUUCUCUUUCCCUUUCUCAGGAUGGGCAGUCCAGGACAGUGCGGCAGUUCCAGUUCACUGAUUGGCCGGAGCAGGGGGUGCCCAAGUCAGGGGAGGGCUUCAUAGACUUCAUAGGCCAGGUGCACAAAACUAAGGAGCAGUUCGGCCAGGACGGACCCAUCUCUGUCCACUGCAGGUAAGGGCCCUGUGUGUGUUUGUGUAUGUGUGUGUGUGUGUGCAUGUCUGUGUCUGCGUGUGUCAGAGUGUGUCUGCGUGUGUCUGUGUGUGUCUGUGUGUGUCUGUGUGUAUCUGUGUGUUUAUGCGCGUGUACAUGGGCCUGCGUGUAGGUGUGAGACAUGUUAGACAUGUGUCAGUGGUGUUCUUUAUAAUUCAGACUGACACCAUUAUAUGUACCUAACAAUGUCAGCAUAUAACAUAUCAUCCGGAGUCUGUAGGUGUGUAGGUGUCCGACAUCCGGAUUGAUACCUUGUGUUGUUAAGGGGAUUACAACCAGCCUCCCGUGGUGCUAGUCUUAAUGUCCUCCUCAGACAUGAUGCAUGUUUUUCUCUCUCUCUCUCUAGCCUCCUCUUCUCUCAUCUCUCUGCAUCUUCUCUCUCGAUACUGCGUCUUCUCGUCUCUCUCGUCCUCUCUCUCUCUCUCUAUCGUCUCUCUCUCCUCUCUCUAUAGCUCUCUCUCUCGUCGAGUCUCUCAUUGCUUUGGAUCAAUCUCUGCACUAGCUAACAAUCUCUCUCCUCCGCUCUCUCUCUGCUCGCGCUCUCGCGCUCUCGCUCUCUCUCUCAUCGCUCUCCGCGAAUUCUCUGAUCAUCUCUCACUCUCUAACAAUCUCUCUCUCUUUCUCUCUCUCUCUCUCUCUCUCCUUACUGCCACUGCAAUGGGCUGGCAUUACAACGCCAAAGGCUCAGCUCAUUCAUAAUUGAUCACACGGAGCGGCAGCCUGGCAUUUGUAAAUGGGAGGCACAUGAAAUAAUUUGUCAAUUUUUAUUUUAUGAUUCCCUGUGUGAUAAAUGUUUAUCACAUGGUGUUUUUUUUCUUCCAAGGUAACCUUAGUAAUUUGGCAAGCAUAUUCAGCAAAAAUAUUUGUGUGGCUACCACCUCUGAGGUACCACUGAAAUGUGUUACUUAGUAUGUUUAUGCUUCAAAAAAAGAAGUCCCUGCACGCUGCUAACUUGCAAAGUUUCAUCAUUGUAUUGAAACAACAUGUUGUUGGUUGAAAAUUAAAACGUCCACUUUGCAUCCUUUUUCCUUUGCAAAGUCACCAAAAAUUAGCCUGGUCCCAGAUCUGUUUGUACUGUAUAGCCAACUCCUGUGGUUGCAUAAACAGAUCUGGGACCAGGCUAACAUGAGAUCUACCUAUACACUAGAUCUACCUAUAUGGACAUCAUUAUGAUGUCACCAGACUUUCACCACCAUACUCCCAUGUGGAAAGUACGAUAUCACCACCAGACAUUGCAUAUACCCUUUAAGAGAGAGGGCUGUGUCUUAGGACCUGCAAUAAAGCUGAGAUAUCCUCUCUUGAUGAAAGGAUUUAGCCCAGCAGCCUGCUAGAGGAGGCACAGCUAAUGCAGCGGCUCAGGAAGGCGAGGGCUCAGUGGUUAUGUCCCAAAUGGCAACCUAUUCCCUUUAUAGUGAACUUCUUUUGACCAGAGCCCUAUGGUGCCAUUCGGGACGCAUACAGUGAGAGCAUUGUCUUCACCACACAUUGGCAUUUUGAGCACAGGCCCUGGAGUGUUAUUGCAGUACUACUCUAACACCUCGGAAAUCAGCUCAGUUCUGACGCAAUGCAUGCUGGGAAGUAGGAACGAGUCAGGGAUGCCCCCUCCCUCUGUUGCUGUUCUCGGAAAGCUCCGGAAGUCCAAUACUGAGAACUGGGCUCAGCUACUGUCUGUCUGUCUGGAGUGUCUGUCUGUCUGGAGUGUCUGUCUGUCUGGAGUGUGUAGGUUCCCUCCUUUGUUAUCCUGUUGUCCUCUCGUCGUCCUUCUCUCCCUACCUUCCUGCUCUUUGUGUGUUCCUGUCUCUUUCCACCUACUCACACUGUGUUAUAUCAAAAGAUGGUACAUUAUUUUAUUUUUUCUCUCUCACUUUCUUGCUUUCUAUCCCCCUCUUUUGUCCUUUAUCUUUCAUCCCUCCGUAUAUUUUCUCAAUCCCAUGCAUUUUCCCCUUCACUCUUCUCAAUCGUCCAAAUCAAUAGAACCCAGAGAGUGUUCUUCAAUGGCAGCUUCUCUAACAUCAGAUAUGUACAGUGCAGUGUCCCUCAGGGCAGUUGCCUUAGGCCGUUACUCUUCUCUAUUUUUAUAAAUGAUUUGCCCUUACACCAAGCUAGAAUGACUAUGUAUGCGGAUGAUUUCACACUCUACAUGUCAGCACCCAAAGCCUGUGAGCUCACUGAAAUUCUAAAUAAGGAGUUACAGUCAGUAUCAGAAUGGGUGAUUAAUAAUAAACUGGUUUUAAAUACAUCUAAAACUAAAAGCAUUGUAUUUGGUUCAAACAUUCUCUAAAACCUAAACCUCAACUGGAGUUGUGUAUAAAGGGUGUGACCAUUGAGCAAGUUGAGGAAACUAAACUCCUAGGUAUAACAUUGGAUAGUCAAUUAUCAUGGUGUCAUAUUGAUAAAGUUGUUGUGAAGGAAAGGAAAGGGAAAGGGGGAUACCUAGUCAGUUGCACAACUGAAUGCAUUCAACCGAAAUGUGUCCUCCGCAUUUAACCCAACCCCUCAGAAUAAGAAGAUGGGGAGGAGUGUGUCUCAUAAAAAUAUGUUCAGCGUUUUUUACAAAAAAAUCAACUGUACUAGUUGUUCAAGAUCUGGUCUUGUCCCAUCUUGAUUACUGUGAUUAUAUGGUCAAGUGCAGCAAAGAAAGACCUAGCAAAGUUGCACCUGGCUCAAAACAGGGCAGCAGGCUUGCCCUUAACUGCACAUACAGAACUAACAUCAACAACAUGCAUGUCAGUCUUUCCUGAUUGAGGGUUGACGAGAGAUUAACUGCAUCUCUUCUCGUUUUUAUUAGAAGUAUUACCGUAAUGAAAAUUCCAGAUUGUCUGCAUAAUCAAAUAACAUUCAGCUCAGACACGCAUACAUACCCCGCAAGACAUGCCACCAGGGGUCUCUUCACAGUCCCCAAGUCCUCAGAGCCAUGAUUGCAUGGGAUUCCCUUCCUCAAGCAAACAGCAAAAUUACCUUAAACAACAUCUCAUGGAAUGGCGGGGACUUUGAGGGGACACACACACAAACACACGCACACAUAGACACACUCUAACACACACGUUAUGUAUUUAGUUGUAUUGUUUGUAUUGUUAUAUAUAUAUUUUUUUAUUCUAUUGUUUGUAUAUCGUUGUAUUUUAAAUUUGUGUGACUGUCCUUGUCCAUCAGGGUACCAGUGGUUUCUUUUACUUGUCAUGUUCUGUGUUUUUUGUGAACCCUAUGAAGAAUAUCUGCUGCCUCUACAAAAGCUAAUGGGGAUCCAAAUAAACAAACAAACAACUCUCUCUCUCCCUCUCUCUUUCUCUCUAUUUUACUGCAGCCCCAAUUCCUAUCUAAUAGAGCCACACGGUUUUUGUCAUUAAUUGCCUGAUUACUUUCUGUGAAUGGGAGUGUAAAACCUCUCAUUCAAUGCUGCCUUCCACGGCUGUUUGAUGGAGUUUAAGAGCCAUAUGACAAGCUGUGACUAGCUCCCAGGGAAGAGCUUUCUCCACACUCCAGGGGAGGAUGGGAUUGGUGUGUAGGGAUGGAGGGGUGGGUUAUUUUGUUCGGUCAAUCUACUAUCAGAAGUUUUCGAGGUAAACAAUGGUCAAAGUUAUCUUUGGCAAAAAACAUUGUAACCUUUCAGAAACUGUCAUGGGGUGGGUAGGAGAGAAAAAUAAAUCUGUUGUCAUAUCAAUUAUUGUUCCAUUGGUGAAGUGGAAGUCAUUUCACACCAAAGUAGCUUACGGAGACAGCCCUCAAGUAUUUCAGGAUCAGAGUUAAGACUCACCCUAUUUUGGGUGACUGUUGCAGGGAAAGGUUUGCAAUGGGGGCUUAAUGAUGCAAAGUGUGUGUGUAUGUGUGUGUGCAUGCUCAAAUGUGGGUGCGUGUUCGUGUGUGUGUGCACGCAUGUGUUUAUGAUUGUGUACAUGCGUGCAUCCAUGAAUGCAUUCGCAUGUGUUCGAGAUUGUGUACGUGCAUGCAUGUGUGUGUGUGUGUUCAUUUUGUGUUGUGCCGGCGCGUGAGCGGGCAUCAAAGUGGAAUGUGUACAUUCCUCACAUCAAGAUUACCUCUCACAUUAUCAUUUUAAAGCCAGGUGUUAAACUGUCUAGCGAUGGCAGAUGAUGACUCGUAUCCAGGGACAGAAGAAAGAAAAUAGAAUGACCAAAAUGGACACAUGAUAGCUGUUACUAGAACUUGAUUUCCCUAGACCCAUAUUUAGGGCCGGUUUCCUGGACACAGAUGAAUAAAUCUAGCCCUAGACUAAGAAUAAUGUUCAAUGGAGAUUCUCCAUUUAUUCAUACUUUUUAGUCUAGGAUUUUAGCUUUAUCUUAAAGCCGAAGUUGCUGCAUACAUUUUUUGACAUGUAAAUUAAUGAUAUAUACCCAUUGAUUCUUGAAGAAUAUAACUUAUACAUGCCUCAUGAUCUUAGUUAAACUGUCGUACAUCAUCAGAAUCCAAAAUAUACGCUUGUUUUACUCCAAUGUUUAUAAAUAAUGUAAAUGUAAACUAGCCUCAAAACAUGGUUCAAACUUCAAUUUUAAUAUCAUGGAUGGUCAGUCCUUUCAUCCAUGGCUCUUUUAAUGAAUUUGAGAGUGGUUACAUUUCUCCAGGCCCAUCCCUCAGCUUUUUACUAAAACAGAGGCGGGGUGUCUACUUUGUUAUUGUUUCAAUUAAGGAUUCAAGCUUUAAACCAGCCAAUAGACUUUAGACAACUUUAAAAAUGGACGCAAGAUAGAGCUCUUUGUGUGAUAGUUGGAUUUCAUCUGGUGUGUGUGUUGUUGUUUUUCCAGUGCGGGGGUUGGCCGGACCGGUGUCUUCAUUACGCUCAGCAUCGUGCUAGAGAGGAUGCGCUACGAGGGCGUGGUGGACAUCUUCCAAACGGUCAAGAUGCUGCGGACACAGAGGCCGGCCAUGGUGCAGACAGAGGUGAGAGGUCACUCUAGACCACAUGUGUGAAACUCAAGGCCCUAGAGUGAGCCCAUUCAAUCCGACCUGCGGGUGGUUUGAGUAAUUUUUAAUUUGGUUUAUUUUUUAAAGAUUUUUUUUCUCAAUCGACAUUUAAAUGACUAAAACCAAAUCGAAACAGUGUAGAAGUGAUAAUGGACCUACAUUUAUAGUCUCCUUACUCUGCCCAGCUUGCUAACAGUUAUCGAAACGAAAGCUAGACAGUCAGGGAGUAUCGGAAAUUCCAAAAGUGAUGGAAAGAUAACCAUUUUUUGCUAAUUUUGACGGCGAGGAAGUUGAAUACAUUUUAAGUGCAACCUACAGACCUCGGUGAAGACCAAAUGCAGGCCGCAGGGAAAAAUAAUUUGACGUCCCUGUUCUAGACCCACAGGCCUUUGUGGAUGUAUUACAUUGAACAUUUGAUUAUUCUCUUUUUUGCUGCUAUCACAAUGUGAUAUUCAUGUUUAAUAUUUUGUCUUUUGUCUUUGUUUUGUCUAUGCAGGAUGAAUAUCAGUUUUCCUACCAGGCGGGUCUGGAGUACCUAGGAAGCUUUGAUCACUAUGCAACGUAAAAAGCCAUCUCUUCCCCCAAAUCCGGUGUCCCCCUCAACAGUCUCCUGGGCCAUAGAAACCUGCUUGAAAUUUGAAAUGACAACAACAACAAAAACAAACAACAACAACAACCAGAAAACAAAAUUCAACCAACAGGAAAGCAAACAAAUUGUAGAUUUUUUUUGUAAAGAAAUCCAUUUAAAACACCAACAAGAGUGCAAUUCCAAUUGGACCUAAUGGACUUUGAUGCCGGUGAGUAAAGUGUAAACGAUUCCAUCAGCAAAACUAACUGACGCUCUCACUCGGGAGAAAGGAACCAAAAGUGGUGGCUCAAGCUGUGGGGUGGGAAUAAUCAAAGUGUCAGACUGCUAACCUUACCUCAAGUGUUCAGAUGUGGAGGUGGACAUUGUAAACAUUUUGUGGACAUCUAUUAAAAAAAGUACUACAUACAAACAAUACAAAGAUAACAGUGAAUGAAGGAAAAGUGACUAGAUGAACGUGACUGAGGUAAAAAAAAAAAAAAGCUAAGGGAUUGAGAGAAACUGAGAAAAGGGUGGACUGGAUGUAGCUUUCCUAGUUGUUUAUUAACACUUUUGAUGGCAAAACUGUGGUUGCCUGUGUACACAGAUGAUUGUCCCCAAGACGUCGGACACCUUUGAUGAGACUAACACACUGAGUUAACGCUAAGGUACUAGCAAGAGAAGUCAACCCCCAUUCGGUACCCCCUACCACUCUCAACUCUCUCUCUCUAGCAAGAGAACUUAUACUGCCCAUAGUUUUGGUACAACCUUUCAAACUCCAAACUCUGAACUCUUCAAGUGUCCAUCAUACCCACAAAGGGCAUCCCUAUAUCCCUUCAACUCUUUGGGCUAAGAGGAGCCUCUGCAGUAAAGAAUAGUCUGGGGGAAAGUGAGGACCGUCUUAAAGGGACUACCAUUGGUAGAUUUCGUCAAAUGCCAGUUCAAUCAAUUUACCACGUCAGUUUCUCCAGCAUUUGACUUGUGGACCGUUUUUUUGGUGCUGUUGAGGACAAACCCCACAUGUUUAUACAGUAACCACUGAUAUAGCUCUCUUAGCCUCAGUCACCAAGGAAACUGGGUAAAUGACCACUCUUGCAAGACCAGAGAAAUGACAACCAUGUCCCAUGACUUUUUACGAUCACUCUUCGUUCAGGACUAGAUGUGCCAUGAGUUACUGGUGCAGUGUCCACAUUUUGAAUGGUGAGCUCGGGCGGCCUUUAGGCUACAGAACGAGUGGAAUCACCACAUGAGGUCGGGGCAUGGUGAAUGGUGAAUGGCGGCAACUGGGCUCUCCGCAAACGUGUACAGUGACCAACAACCCAUUGUAAUCAUUUGUUACUUUGUCUUACAAUUACUUGUAUUUCUGUGGUUUUCUGUCGAUACCAAACAUGCUGCUUAUUCUCCUGUAUGCUGUAAGUGUGACUCUUUGGGAUGGGAUGACGAUGGAGGUGCCUGGUCUGGCCGUGGUAGUUCGCGCCCAGGUGGCUGCGACUGAAAGCGCAUCCACAUGUUAUUGUCCCCCCCCCCCCCCACACCAUCUCUCACUAGACAUUUUAGUCCCAAGCUUGACUUAGCGAGAAACUAGUCCUCUUGCAGUUAUGGUACUAAGAGUGGAAGAAAAGUGGUUAAAAGUAGUGAGGAACUGAGUUGAUAACCCAGAGAAAGGUUCCUGUCUUUUCCCUUCCACCUAUAGGCCAAAGGCCAUUGAAGAUGACUGGGGAAGAGGCGGCCAUGUUGGAUUUGGAUGUCGUAAUGAGAAAGUUAUAUCCACUAUACAAAUGACUUGCACAUCACCAAACUUGAAACCUAAACGAUAGCAGGGCCGAUUCUACGCACUAUGUACAUGUGUCUGAUAAAAACAAGCCCUCAAAGCCCCCAAUUUCGUUUUUUCUCAGAGGUCAAUGCUUUGGUAUACCCAGGAGUAUGCUUUUACAUUGGAUUCUGUGAAGGGUUUUCGAUUGGUAUGCACACUAACAGAGUGAUGAAAGGAACUGUGUGUAGUCUUUCUUAUUUCCAAAAAAGCCUUAUUGUUAUUGUAACAUUACGGAAACAUUAAUGUUGUAUUAUGAUGACUAUUGUUAUUUUACUUUACAUAGCUGACUUUUAUUUUAGUUUUUGUUUAGUUUUUUAACAGAGAUAUUGUAUCGCAUUUUUUUUAAAUUAGCCGUAAGAAAUAAAUGCUUAUUUGUUCAUAUUAUGUUAAAAUACAUUCUAUUUUUUCACUGUAGAAAUGUUAAGUAUAACAUGUGUUUGUGUGGAUGUGUACAUAUAUAUUUAUAUAUUGCACAUUCACACAUACAUAUAUAUUUAAAUACAGAAUAUAAAGAUAUACCCAAACUCUUAGUAUGAAUUUAUAUUAUUAUUAUUUUUUUCAUCAACUUUCAAUUGCUCAUGUAAAAUGAUGAUGGAUUUUUGAAUAUUGUUUUUUUUGUAACCAUAAUCAUAACCUUGGGAAAUGUUGUUUGUUUCUCUGGAAACAAUGAGGGGAGGUGUCUAGCCGAGCGUCGCUCCUACAACCCUUUUUAAUUCCUACCACUUGGUAGACCAGUGCCGAUAAGGAGAUGGCAUUUUUAAUUGUUGUUGAAAUUAUUAUUAUCAUUAACAGUAGUUAUUAGUAUUCGUUUGAGUAUUAUUUUCAUAGGUAGUAGAUUAAAUAGCAUACAAAACAUUCAAUUAGAGGCAAACUACAUUAUUACACAUUUUAUGAAUUUGCCAGACUAAAGGUACUGUACUUUUUGACCAUGUACAGACUAUGAUCUCCCUCUUUCUCAGAAGUCCCGUUUUUUCCUCCUUUUUAUUUUGUCUUUAUUUUCAGACACAACAUGAUCAUCCCUUUGUUAGAUAUCAACUAUGAUCCAGAAUAUAAUACC